ACAGUAGUAAGUUAAGGAGUGUUGUUUGGCGGAUUCCUUCAAGUUUUUACCUUAUUUUAUGUCUGAAUUUUGUAAAAUUAAGAAAGUGCCAAUUGUUCGUUUCCAUAACUAGUCAGCUAGCUAAUUAUUUUAUCUAUCGAUAUAGGUACAGAAGAGGGUUUGGGGUGUGGUACACAGUAGGAAGGCAUCUUCGGCGAGCGGAGCGUCCGAAUCAGAGAGUUUAUAAUGCCGACGUUGCGGGACAGUAGCAUGUCUCACCCCGGCGAGAACCCUUACCAAGUCCGGGUAAAAGCUUACUACAAAGGGGACAUCAUGAUCACCCACUUUGAGCCGUCCAUCUCCUACGAGGAGCUGUAUGGGGAGGUCAAAGACAUGUGCUGCAUGGACAACGACCAGCUCUUCACCAUGAAGUGGAUCGACGAAGAAGGUGACCCGUGUACAGUAUCGUCUCAGCUGGAGCUGGUGGAAGCCCUGAGGCUCUACGAAGUCAACAAAGACUCUGAACUCAUCAUCCACGUGUUUCCAUGUAUCCCAGAGAAGCCUGGCAUGCCCUGUCCAGGAGAAGACAAGUCUAUAUAUCGUCGUGGUGCGCGGCGCUGGAGGAAACUCUACUAUGCUAGUGGUCAUGUCUUCCAACCCAAACGGUUCAACAGGAGAGCUCACUGUGCCAUCUGCACAGACCGUAUCUGGGGUCUGGGGAGACAGGGCUACAAAUGCAUCAACUGCAAACUGCUGGUCCACAAGAAGUGUCACAAACUGGUCAGCGUGGAGUGUGGUAAACAGAUCCAGGAGCCCAUCAUGGGGCCUGAUAGGGGGGCCUCCAUCACACCAUUAGACCACUCUGGACAGCCAGGUCCUCAGAACAAAGACUCCAGUGAGAGUCUGAACUCCGAUGGAGAAGAGAAAGAGGCGCGCUGCAGCAGAGACACGGGGAAGUCAGCUUCCAGUCUGGGUCUGGUGGACUUUGAUCUGCUGAGCGUGAUUGGCCGGGGCAGCUAUGCCAAGGUCCUGCUGGUCCGACUCAAGAAGACAGAGAGGAUCUACGCCAUGAAGGUGGUUAAGAAGGAGCUGGUCAACGACGACGAGGACAUUGACUGGGUCCAGACAGAGAAGCACGUGUUUGAGCAGGCGUCCAACCACCCCUUCCUAGUGGGGCUUCACUCCUGUUUCCAGACUGAGAGCAGACUGUUCUUUAUCAUAGAGUAUGUGAACGGAGGAGAUCUGAUGUUCCACAUGCAGAGACAGAGGAAAAUACCCGAGGAACACGCCAGGUUUUACUCCGCAGAGAUCAGCUUGGCGUUGAACUACCUUCACGAGAGAGGCAUCAUCUACAGAGACCUCAAACUGGACAACGUGCUGCUGGAGUCGGAGGGACACAUCAAACUCACUGACUACGGCAUGUGCAAGGAGGGCUUGAGGCCAGGGGACACCACCAGUACGUUCUGUGGGACCCCCAACUACAUCGCCCCUGAGAUACUGAGAGGAGAGGACUAUGGUUUCAGCGUGGACUGGUGGGCUCUGGGGGUGCUGAUGUUUGAAAUGAUGGCUGGACGGUCGCCCUUCGACAUUGUAGGAAGCACCGACAACCCAGACCAGAACACAGAAGACUACCUAUUCCAAGUAAUAUUGGAAAAACAGAUCAGGAUUCCUCGAUCGUUGUCAGUCAAAGCUGCCAGCGUCCUCAAGGGCUUUCUCAACAAGGAACCUAAGGAGAGGCUAGGUUGUCACCCCCAGACGGGCUUCGCUGACAUCAUGGGUCAUCCCUUCUUCCGAAACGUAGACUGGGACCUUAUGGAACAAAAGCAGGUGGCUCCUCCAUUCAAACCCAACAUCUCAGGAGAGUUUGGACUGGACAGCUUCGACACCCAGUUUACCAACGAGCCUAUCCAGCUCACGCCUGAUGACGAUGACGCGGUGAAGAAGAUCGACCAGUCGGAGUUCGAAGGGUUCGAGUACAUCAACCCUCUGCUGAUGUCGGCCGAGGAGUGUGUGUGAACUAGGGAGUGUGUGGGAGUGGACAGAGCACGCCACCUCGUGUCCUCGACGACGUCGUCACUAGUUAGCUCUGCAUGGUUACCAGACUACCCGGCAAUGACAUCAUCAAAGAGCGUCCUGCUGUUGAAUAGAGAGAGGCGGAGAGCCACCGAGGCUCUCAGACAAGAGACACUAACUUGCCAAACCAAUCUCACAUAGUGUGUCACAAAUGGCACCUUAUCCUCGACGUGUAGUGCACUAGGGAAUGGGGUGCCAUUUUCCCUCCCUGCCGCCUCCUCUCUCUCCCUCCCCGCCUCCUCUCCCUCCUUUCCCUUUCACAAAUGGCACCUUAUCCUCUACGUGUAGUGCACUAGGGAAUGGGGUGCCAUUUUCCCUCCCUGCCGCCUCCUCUCCCUCCCUCCCGCCUCCUCUCCCUCCUUUCCCUUUCACAAAUGGCACCUUAUCCUCUAUGUGUAGUGCACUAGGGAAUGGGGUGCCAUUUUGGACGAACGUCACUGUCCUUUUUUUUUUUUUUACCACUAGUCUUUUAAAACUACUUUCUCUCUCAAUUAUUUUUGUAUUGAUGUAUCAAAUCCGCACUGAUUUCCUCGUUGGUCAUCAGAGUGCAGGCUCUCAGUAGCCAAUGAGGCUUGGAGGUUGGUUACCUAGGUUACUGGACACAAAGGGAAGGGGGGGACACACACACACAGACGGUCCACAGAGAACAAACUAACCAUCCUCUCUUCUUCCCAGCUUGGAGGUUGGUUAAAUGCAUAUUUUAUUUGUACAUAAUAAGAAUGAUGUUUAGCCAAGACCUUUUAACCCCAAGCCAGAUCACCAGGGAACAUAGUUGAAAACGGUUUCAUGUUCACUACAUGUAUCAUGAUGAGCGUUGUUGCAGCACCAUGUUUGUAGAGGACUGAAGAAGAACAACAGCAUUUAAAAAAACAACAACCUAUAUAUAUUUUUCUCGUUUUAUUUAAUGAAAUGGCAGUCUAUGUACGCUGGUCAAUGUCCCCAACGUGUUACGCCGUCGUCAAGCCCGUUGGCUCACUUAUUGUUUACGUUUUGCAGUAGUAUUCGUGGCAACUUCCAGGACGGAGACGGUUCCAAGUUAAAGCGAUUGCCGUCUCAGCAGCCAACCAACACUAACUAACGUAGAUACUGACAAAAGGCACAUGUCAAAUGGCAUCCUAUACUAUAUAAAGAACGCAACAAAAGUACUCUACAAUAACACUGCGAGAUUUAGAGUUAGGGUGCUGUUAUGGAUACAACCACACUGUGAAUGAAAGAGUUUACUGUGAGGAGAAGAUUUGGAUACGAGUGGGCUGGACCACUAGCUGAGUUUAGUUAUAUGUCCCAAAUGACACACUAUGCCCAAUCUAGCGCACUACGUUUGGUCAUAGCCCUAUGUGCCCUGGUCAAAACUAGUGCACAAUUAUAUAUAUUUUUUUUACCUUUAUUUAACUAGGCAAGUCAGUUAAGAACAAAUUCUUAUUUACAAUGACGGCCUAGGAACAGUGGGUUAACUGCCUUGUUCAGGGGCAGAACGACAGAUUUCUACCUUGUCAGCUCGGGGAUUCGAUCUUGCAGCCUUUCGGUUACUAGUCCAACGCUCUCACUAGUUAGCUCUGCAUGGUUACCAGACUACCCGGCGAUGACAUCAUCAAAGAGCGUCCUGCUGUUGAAUAGAGAGAGGCGGAGAGCCGCCGGGCCUCUCAGACGACAAUAGACACUAACUUGCCAAACCAAUCUCACCUUAUACUCUACGUGUAGUGCACUAGGGAAUGGGGUGCCAUUUUGGGACGAAAGUCAUUCUUGCCAUUUGGGACACAACCUAGUAGUUUAUGCAAUCUGUCGUUGACAAAGAACCAAAACAAUAUUUUCUAAAGGAGAAAGAAAAGUUGUUAAAUAUGUUUUGUCGUUUACAGUGGUACAGUAUAUACACACACAGUAGGAAAAGCUGGUGUCCUAAUAUUAGCCAGGAAAAGUUUAUUUUUUUUCCCCUCUCUGUUCAUUUUUUUAAUAAAAUGCCUUUCUGAAACUCUUUUGUUUAUAUAUCUGUUUUCACAAUAUUUAAAAAAAAGUUUCUCCAGUUUUCUCAAGUCCAUGUCUGUGAAUCAGUUUGAAUAUGAAUGAUAAGGAUGGAGUCAGACCGUCGAUUCGAUCUCCUGGACCACUUCGGACCACUACAGAUGACGCUCUUGAAAGAGAUUUUCAUCAAAUCUAAUAAGAAACACUAUCAAAGCAUUUAACAGCUUCGAUUUAUAGUCCGAGUUCUGAAUAGAGGUUUAAAAAAAAUAAAAAAUGAUUAGUCUCAAAUGGCACCCUAUGCCCUAUAUAGCACACUACUUUAGAUCAGAGCUCUAUGGGACCUGGUGGGAAAAAAAUAAGUGCACUAAAUGGGGAAUAGGGUGCCAUUUAAGGUGACGAUUGGGAUGUUACCAAAGUGUUUUAAAGUGGUGCCAAGUGGUGAUUGGAGGAACAAACAACUCUUCAGAAUUUUUAUCAUGUUACUUUAUAUUGCAACGUAUUUUUGUUACUUAAAAAAAUAUAUAUAUUAAAAAAUAAAAUGUGCUGUUUCUCUAAUGAUUGAUCGCUACAUUGAUUGGUGAUUAUUGUUAUUGUGUGAAACCUGUUUGAAAACACUUUGAUGGGGAUGAUGUGUGAUUUCAUCCAGAGGUGCCUACUGAAAUGCUUAACAGGAUGUAAAAAAACUGAUUUCUCAAAAUAAACAUUUUUAUUUCC
Messenger RNA from Oncorhynchus kisutch (coho salmon), 4722 nucleotides. RefSeq names its product protein kinase C iota type-like. Gene Ontology annotation, molecular function: protein serine/threonine kinase activity; ATP binding; protein binding. The record is from RefSeq and is a predicted model, not a curated record. NCBI's taxonomy places the organism in Eukaryota, Metazoa, Chordata, Actinopteri, Salmoniformes, Salmonidae. The transcript is spliced from 16 exons. Gene Ontology annotation, biological process: protein phosphorylation. The coding region runs from base 226 to 1995 and encodes 589 amino acids.